AGUGGUGGCUGCCUUGUUGACGGCGCCCUGUGUGGGUGACGUAAAAGGAGCCGCCGCUAAAUUUAUCUGUAGGCGGGGGGCUGAAAAGAGGCGCUCGCAGGCAAAGCGGAGCAGCGCCGCAGAGGAGUCGCCACCUUUGCUGCACCCAAGCGGUCGAGGAAGCCCCCCCGAGUGUGUCCUGGCCAGAGCUGAAUCAUGAGCAACUAUGCAGUGACGCUGCACGGGCCCGCACCAUGGGGCUUCCGGUUGCAGGGUGGGAAGGAUUUCAACAUGCCUCUCACCAUCUCGCGGAUAAGCCCGGGUAGCAAAGCGGCUCAGGCCACCGUGGUGCCCGGGGACGUGGUGCUGCAGAUCGACGGCACACCCACUGACAGCAUGACGCACCUGGAGGCGCAGACGAAGAUCAAGAACAGCGUGGGCAAUCUGCGCCUCACCCUGCAGCGGUCCAAGCUCCAGGGUCGAGUCGCUACAGGCGUGCCUCAUGCUGAUGGGACACGAGCCGUGACUCCUCAGCAGCAGGUGUACACUGCCAACACGGCUAACCCUGCGCUCCUAAAGGACUCCCUGGCCUUUGCGCACAAGCCCAUCGCAGUGACGGGCCCGGGAGGUCAGGCCACGAUCAUCCACGCGCAGUACAACACUCCCAUCAGCAUGUACUCGCAGGACUCCAUCAUGGACGCCAUCGCUGGGCAGACCCACGUGCGCGGGACAGAUGUCCCGGGCAUCGCCGCCAAGGAGCCGCACGUGGACACGUCGUCGCACGUGUACCAGGCCGUGGUGAAGGGGGACGACACCAAGGGGGCCGCCGCUCACCAGUCGCGCUCCUUCCAGAUCCUGGCGCACCUCACCGGCACCGAAGGACAACCAGACCUGGAUGGCGAAUCCGUGAAGAAAGCCAGUGAGGAUGAGUCAAGGGCGGGAGAAAACCAGCACGGACCGCACGGAGCUCCAGCUUAUCAUGGCAGUUCGGCCAACCAGGCGCAAGUGGCCAUGGCCUCUGUGCAGGCGUCUAAAAGCUCACCUCUGCCUUUCACCUCAAAGCUCCAGCCUCUUCCAAAGGCGCCAAAUGCAAGCGCGCAGGCAUCUGCUGCACUGUCUGCCGCUUUGUCCUCUAGCUCCUCUUUCCAGCAGAGCGUCUCUACCUCCUCUUAUGCCUACUCAGCCUCCUCUGCUGCCUCCAAGCAAACUAGCUCCCACGCGCUGCACUCUGGACCGGCGCACGCUCCGCCCGCCGUGGGCCACAGCCCCAGACCCAACGUGGUGACAACGGCAACGAUCCGGCCCAACCAGCCAGCGCCAGGACAUGUCAACAGCAGCAUCACCAUCAAUCUGCCGAGCACCGAGGCCACUCCCUCCGGUGGGCCUGCUAGCCGCCCCCCGUGGGUCACCGAUGAUCAGUUUGCGCAGAAGUACGCGGCGGAUCGCAGCACCACGACGAUCUCCAAGUCGGUGGGACCGGCCAGCGGCGGCGGCGGUCAGGGAUACGGUGCGCCGGCGCAGCAUGGGCCGCCAGCGCCGCCGUUCGCGCCGGCGCAGCGUGGGCCGGCUGCCCCAUCCUCGACUCCUAUCCACGCCGUCGCUCCGGGCCCAGGCUACGGGCAGGCCGUCUCGCCGAGCCGCGGCAAGGUGCAAUGGGCGCAGCACUGCCAGCCCAGCCAACGCACGCCCAUGUGCGGCCAGUGCAAUCAAAUCAUCCGCGGCCCCUUUCUGGUGGCGCUGGGCAAAUCGUGGCAUCCGGCCGAGUUCAACUGCGCCCAGUGCCACACCACGCUGACGGAGACCGGCUUUGUGGAGGAGCAGGGAAACGUGUACUGUGAGACCUGCUACGAGAAGUACUUUGCUCCGGAUUGCGCCAAGUGCCGCAAGAAGAUCAUGGGGGAGAUCAUGCACGCCCUGAGGCAGACGUGGCACACCACCUGCUUUGUGUGUGCAUCCUGCGGCAAGCCCUUUGGAAACAGCCUCUUCCACAUGGAGGAUGGCGAGCCUUACUGCGAGAAAGACUACGUGGUGUUGUUUAGCACCAAGUGCCAUGGUUGUGACUUUCCCGUUGAGGCUGGAGACAAAUUUAUUGAGGCCCUUGGCCACACUUGGCAUGAUACCUGCUUCAUCUGCGCUGUGUGUCAUGUGAACCUGGAGGGACAGCCCUUCUACUCCAAGAAAGACAAGCCACUCUGCAAGAAACAUGCCCAUGCCAUCAAUGUCUAAACCUGGUCACACACACGCUACACUCAUACGUGAAAGCAUUUGUAUCGAUUGAGUUUCUGACACAUGCUUUUUUGGCAUAAAAUAUCUAUGCACUCGUAGACUAAUUUUAAAGUGGGACAAAAUGCACACAACAAUAACUUCUACCAGUGGCGUUCAUUUGAAGAAAGCGAUUUAAAAAUUUCCAAGCAUUGGCAUUAAAAUUAAAUCCAAUAAAGUUUGAAUUCCCUUGAUCAUUUCAUAAAUAAAUACCCACAUGAGAAACAUAAUUAUAAGAUUUGCAUAAAUCUUAAACAGUGGUGUGUGCUUACGUUCCAAAAAUAUCGGGAGUAUUUAUUUCUUUGUAGGUUUAUACACUCCCCUUUGAGCAAAGGUCAGCUAGCCCAAUUUGUACCGUCACUGGUAAUGCUCUAUAUUUAACCCCGUGCACUGGUCUGCGUGGAUCACAGAGCUGCUCUCACAAGUCGCCGGGCUCGUGAUAUGCAGAGAGACGUGGUUUGCUGCGCUGAUAGAACGGUGCCUUGUUGUGUAAACAAUUGGUUCCCAAAAUACGCAGUGCACUUGCUGAUGCGCUGGUGAACCAACCGGUCACCCCCUCUGUGAUUCAGCUGUCAGAGGCGGCGGCAAGGAUUUCCAAUGGUCGCAUUACACCACGGGAUGGCAUUCAUUUACAAAUGGAUGGCCUAAAAUGUAAUGCGGCAGCAUGAUGGAUUGUCAGCAUGACUGGUCAGUGCAAUAGUGACUGUGAUGCAGGUGAUGGUGGUGGAUGCGGAUAGAUAUUUUGACGGGAUUAGUCCUCACACGGACGAUAGUAGUGAUGGUGAUCAUGCUCAAAGUUAGUUUUAACAGGCAUGGAUUUGAGAUAGGAGUCUGGAGAGGUAUGUGGGUAUCUAUGUGGUAGGCAAAGGAUAUGUUAUAUCAGUGAGACAAAUUAAUUGACUGUUUUGCCAGAGGUUCUGACUGGGGAACAGAGUCUACAUAGUGCGGAUUGUGGUGUUUUUCUGAUAUUCUAAUACUGUAAUGUUUUGAAAGGGGGCGCUAUAUUGCAACAAUGUGUCAAUGUUAAGAAGAAGAGAGCUGUACGUGAAGUAAAUGCCAACACAGCACCAGCUUUUGAAAGUGAACGUUUUGUGUACAAGCCAAAACACUGACACUAUGCCAUGUAGUAAUUCUAUCUUCAUGCAUGAUAACACUAAUUUGAAUAAGAAAUUAUGUUUUAAAGUGAAUAUUUUUUUCCUAUGUCAAAAAGGGCUUGAGGGGUACGUUUUGAAUAGUAAUCGAAAUUAAGUCAUCCAGUAUUCUCUGUUGUGUCUCAGGUUACGCAGCAAUAGACUAAAGACCGCUAUACAAGUUUGUCGAGUAGCCAUCUAACUUUUGUGCCUUAGAGAUAGAUGUUUGUAAUACAUGCUACAUUACUUUCAAUACACCAAUGUAGGUGGACGGAGAUGCAGAUUUGAUUGAUGUCUAGACAAAGCUAUGCAUGCAGUUGAAAUAAAGCUGUACAGUGAUAUGUUUAUUGUGGAUCAAAUAGGCAUGAAAUCCUGGAGGCAUAAACCGUGCAGCCAGCAAACGUCACAUUCAACAAUUGAGCCAUGAAAACCAGCUUCAAGUGUUGUUGCACAAGUGAAUCAAGAAUGAUAAUUGUUUUUUUACCCUUCUAUCUGGCAACAAAACUGAAACCUUUUUACAAGGAGUCAUGUUUGCAU
Molecule: messenger RNA, 3908 nt
Organism: Lethenteron reissneri (Far Eastern brook lamprey)
Lineage: Eukaryota; Metazoa; Chordata; Hyperoartia; Petromyzontiformes; Petromyzontidae
Product: PDZ and LIM domain protein 7-like
Biological process (GO): muscle structure development; heart development; actin cytoskeleton organization
Cellular component (GO): filamentous actin; stress fiber; adherens junction
Molecular function (GO): muscle alpha-actinin binding; actin binding
Source: RefSeq, a predicted model, not a curated record